Molecule: messenger RNA, 816 nt
Organism: Pistacia vera
Lineage: Eukaryota; Viridiplantae; Streptophyta; Magnoliopsida; Sapindales; Anacardiaceae
Exons: 3
Coding region: 1-816 (271 amino acids)
Source: RefSeq, a predicted model, not a curated record
AUGCCUGAAGUUGUAGAGCAUCAUGCUCUUUCUAUGAGCUGUUUCUUGGGUCUAACCAGUUUAGAAGAUGCCAUUCAGCAAGAUGACAGGUUACGCAGGAUCAUGCAACAACUUUUGAUCGACCCAAAUAGCCAUCCUCAUUUCAGAUUGGUGGGACGACAUCUACUGUACCAUGACAAGCUGGUGGUGCCUAAAUCUAGACCUCAUAUCCAAGAAAUAUUACAUGAGUUUCAUGCCUCGCCCAUUAGGGGCCAUUUGGGUUUCUUUUGGACAUAUAAACACAUCACAAAUGUGGUGUUUUGGGAGGGGAUGAAGAAAGAUAUUAAGGAGUUUGUGGACGCUUGCACCAUUUGCAAACAAAACAAAUACAACGCCUUGAGCCCAACGGGUUUGCUUCAGCCACUGCCUAUUCCUAACCAAGUGUGGGAAGAUGUCUCUAUGGACUUUAUCAUGGGGCUUCCCAAGGGUCAUGGGGUCAGUGUUUUACUUGGAGAGCUCAUAACUCUUGAGAUAAGGGACACCCUUAAUCCUUAUCUUCAAUCACUCCUUGAAGAGCAUGGAAAUUUUAUGGUAGAUUUAGUGAACAACUUUCCUACCGCACCUAUCGAAGAAAAGCUAGCUUUUCCAGUUUGUAGAUCCCAUUCCAGCCUUGACUCCAAGAAGCCAGAAGCAUUCUCUCAUGUCAGCGCCCCAAGUCUAGCAGCAGAUCUCUGCCCUCAACUUUGCUGCCUCUCAGAGCUUGGCAUGGAUCUUAAGCAGAUCAAGGUAGCUACACGCAGAUAUCCUAAUUUUGCCUACUGCAGCUUGGAUGGCUAA